Molecule: messenger RNA, 210 nt
Organism: Linum tenue
Lineage: Eukaryota; Viridiplantae; Streptophyta; Magnoliopsida; Malpighiales; Linaceae
Source: the annotation of a GenBank genome assembly
CAAGUCAUUACAAUCAAUUCCCUAACACAAGGAACUAGGGUUCUUCAUACCCAAGUGAGAGAGAGGUUCUACUCCAUAGAGAGAGAAGAGAAAACAGAAAUCAGAGUAGUCAUACUCAUAAAGAUGAGGAAAAUCUGCUCUGGGAUGUCAAUCUUCACUCCUAGGGACGCAAUCUGGGCUUCAAUGAUGAGAAAUCCACUCCAAAAUAGC